This is a messenger RNA of Poecilia reticulata (guppy), 1309 nucleotides long. It is a transcript of the gene tm4sf21a, whose product is annotated as transmembrane 4 L six family member 21a. The record is from RefSeq and is a predicted model, not a curated record. Gene Ontology annotation, cellular component: membrane. Lineage: Eukaryota; Metazoa; Chordata; Actinopteri; Cyprinodontiformes; Poeciliidae.
CAGUUGAGCCGUUUUCAAAAGACACCCCGUUCCAAACUGGUCUACAACUACCAGACCUUCCCAGAGUCAGAGAGCAGCAGUCGCCUGAGCUGAAAUUUAAACCCAAAGGAAGUUUUUUUCUUUCCAGAAAUCGGCCGACAUGUGUACUGGAAAGUGUUCCCUCUGCAUUGCGGUGACUCUGUACCCGCUGGUGCUCAUUUCCAUCAUCUGUAACAUUGUGCUGUUCUUUCCUGAUGGGAGCGUCCAGUACGCCAAAGAUGGAAACAUUACAGAUGAGGUGAAGUACAUGGGAGGAGUGGUUGGAGGAGGCUUAAUGGUUCUGAUCCCUGCACUUCACAUUCACCUGACUGGGAAGCAGGGCUGCUGUGGAAAUCGCUGUGGGAUGUUCCUAUCUAUCGCUUUCGCUGCGGUGGGCGUGGUCGGUGCCCUGUACAGCUUCGUCGUGGCCGUGCUCGGCUUGCAGAAUGGACCUUUGUGUAAAGUAUUACUGAUUUGGACGAGGCCUUUCAAAGACAGUGACACCAGUUACCUGGCCGACAGCUCGAAGUGGUGGAUGUGUACCGAGCCUGAGAACAUCGUCCAGUUCAACAUCGGACUGUUCAGCACUCUGCUGGUGACCAGCGGCCUGCAGAUUAUCCUCUGUGCCACUCAGAUGAUCAACGGGCUCUUUGGAUGUCUGUGCGGCGCCUGCAUCAAGAAGGAGCCUGGGAUGAUCUGAAGAUUUAAAACCAGCAGCUGCUGCAAGCUUCUCACUGGCGCCCCCUGCUGCAUCCUUUAACAAUAAGAACUGCAGAAGGCUGCAGAAAGUCUCAAAACUAAAAUUUGGAUGUUUUUGUCCAUUUUAUGCUUCCUGCUUUAGUACUACCUUGCACUUACAUUCAAUAGUCUUUCUGUGUUGAAAAACUAUCAUUUUGCUUAGAAGAGGCUCAUUUUAUACCCAUGUACAGGUUUGCAAUUGUAUUUUAUGCCAUUAUUAAAUUAGGAUAACAUUCUCAGAGACUGAGGAUAUGAAACACUGGACCUGCUGAGUUGUUUGUAAAAUUCAGUGACAGAAGUGAAAUUUGCUCAGAGAAUCUUGAUUUUUUUUAAAAGAAAAAACAACUUUGUGAUGUUUAUGUUCUAUGCCAAAAACGUUAUUGCACUUAUGGUGAAAGAAAUGAUAGUCCGUCCUUAUGCGGCUUAAAAAAAAAAAUGCAGCUAUGUUUUUAUCAUUUAUUUUUAUCAAAAAACUGUAACCUCUGUUUUAUAGUGUUUAAUUGUUAAAGUGAUUUCCUUAAAGAAAAACAAAUAAAAUACAUAAAAACUCCCA